CAUGAAAAAUGGUACUAUGAAGGUGAUAUUUGUGGUAAUUUCCCUUGAAUUUAGUAUACAUAAUUUUUUUGAGAAUUUCAUGUUUACCACUUUCAUGGUACCAUUAUUCAUCUUUACCACCACUAAAGGGACAUUUUCAAAAAUAUUUUCUUUAUUAACUAACAAAAGACUCUUAUACACUUGUUUUCUAUAUAUAUGUAACAAAUAAAGUUCUUAUGUUUUUGGAGUAAACUUUUUCAAAUUCAAACUUUUUAAAAAAAAAUUGAUUUUUUAUUCGAAUUUGUUUUUCUAAAAUUUCGUUUCGAAAAUCAAAAAUAUGUUUGAAACUACUUUUUUAAGUAUUUAUUUAUAUAUUUAUUAGAAUCAUAAAUUUCAUAUUCUGAAAACCCUACUCCACCUCUCAACUAUAAAUUAUAAGUCUAGAUUAGUUAACCCUAGUAGUAUAAAUGUCUUUUACCUUUUAUUAAAAGUGAAAGUAAAAAUAGUUAGUGCAAAUAUGAAAAAUAAUACUAUGGAUGUGGUAUUUAUGGCAAUUUCCUUUCUUUGACCAACAUGAUGACUUAAUAGCCUUAUGUUAAUGUUUUAAGACAUGAAAGAAUUAAACUAACACUAGCUCAAUUAAUUAAACCAAAACAAAACACAAGCUGAAUCAACCAAACUGAACAUAUAAAAUAACCAAUGUGUUCACCCCUAAUAAUUAGUGUGUGUUCACCCCUAAUAAUUAGUGUUAAGCAUUUAUCUUCACAUGAUAUAUAUUUUGAACAUUUUCAUAAUUAUGUUUUUAUUAUAUUUAUUGUAAAAUAUGGUUAUUUUCAAUGUCUAAUGAUUGUAUCUAAUGGUUCUUAUUGAAUUAUUAUGUUACUUAAAUAAAUUAAAUAAUGUUUUAUUAGAUUAUAUAGAUUAGUGAAUAUAAAAAUAAUUGAUGUUGCUAACAUAUAAAAUUAUGAAUAUAUUUUGUAUUUAUAUAUAUCAUAUUAAUUAUUCUUCAUGUAAAUAUUUUUAUACUCUAUUAUUUUAAUUAUAGCCUAAAAAAUUAAGAUUUUAAUUGAUGAAAAUAUAUGCAAAUUUUAUUCAAUUAUCUAUAUAAUAUUCUAUAGCUUUUUUUAUACAUUUUGAUGAAAUAAUUUGGAUUUGUUUAGAAAAUUUUACCCAACAAAAAUAGGGGAAAUUGCCACAAAUACCACAUUCAUAGUCAGUGGCGGAGGCAAUUCAUUGUCACGGUGGUCAAAUGACCCACGUGAAAUUAUGAAAACAUUAUGGCUUUUAUUAAAAAUUUUAAAAUGACCCUGGUCCAAAAUAUUUAUUGACCCCGUUAACAUUUUUCUGACCCUUGUCCAAAUUACUUUGACCCUAGUCCAAAUUUUGUAUGGACCAUAAUCUAAUAACUACGUUAAUUAAUUUGCAGCCCAUUAUAUUUUAGAUAAAGAAUUACAACAAAAUAAGCCCACCAGAUAAAAUAAACCCAACCAUUAAUAUUAUUUCAAUGGCUUAAGCCUAAUUAUUAUAUUAAUUUAGUCAUUUGGACGUUUUGUUUUCUUCUUCUCCUUUCUGGUCUUUCUGAAACUCGUCCAUUACAACAGCAGUAGCCAGUAGCGAAGGUAAUAAAUAGUAUUGUAUUUUGUUAAAUAAUUUAUUUAAGCUUUCUUCUUCUACCAAGUAUGAAUAUUGUAUUAUAUUUUUAUAAAAAUCAAAAGAUCUUAAAACUAGUUUUUAUUUAUGGCUUGUUCCUUUGAUUUUUAGAUUAUUUUACCCUAUAAUUGUUAUGUUUCAUAGUCUCAAAUGAUAAAAUACCAAAUGUCUACAUAAAGGAUACCAUUUGCACAAAAAAACAGAAGGAUUGCUCAACAUACAAAUUUCGUAACUAUUAGACAUAGAGAAUUGAACAUUGUCUGUUAUAUUAUAUACUUGGUUUGAUAUUAUAUUUUGUUUUUAUUUAUGCAGGUACCAUCAGACAAAAUGGAACGAUAUUUGAAUUUGAACAAAAGAAAAGCUCCACCAUCUGAUAUCAACUUGGAUGAUUUGCCGUGGGAUCCAGCUAAGCGGAAAAACAUUCUAGACUAUCCUUAUAAUCAAAGAGAUGAAGUAAGGCGCAAGUAUUUGACUAGAGGACCUUGUCAACCUAUUGGUCAUACUUUUCAACAAAAAUCAAUAGGAGGUGUAUUACGACGCUUUAAUCCACGUUGGUUUGAGCAGUACCCUGAUUGGUUAGAGUAUAGUCUGGAUCAAGAGAAGGCUUUUUGUUUGUUUUGUUACUUGUUCAGAGUUCAAGCUGGAAAACAAGGCGGAAGUGAUACUUUUGUAUCAACGGGGUUUUCUAGUUGGAAUAAGGCUGAUAGUUUCAGUAAGUAUGUGGGAGAUCAUACUAGUUUUCACAACGAUGCUAGAAAUAAAUGUGAAGACUUGAUGAGACAAGGUCAGUCUAUCAAGCAUGCUUUACAUAAGCAAACCAAUGUUGUGAAGAAUGAUUAUCGGAUCCGUUUGAGUGCUUCAAUUGAUGUUUCUAGACACUUGUUACACCAAGGACUGUCUUUUCUUGGUCAUGAUGAGAAAGAAGAGUCAACAAACAAAGGUAAUUUCUUAGAGCUUCUGAAGUAUACGGCUAGUCAGAAUGAGGCUGUUAGAAAAGUUGUGAUGAACAAUGCUCCUAAAAAUAAUCAGAUGACUUCUCCUCCUAUCCAGAAAGACAUUGCUCAUUGCUUUGCGGAAGAAGUAACUAAGUCUGUCAUACAAGAAAUCAACAAUGAUGUAUUUGGCUUGCUGGUAGAUGAAUCGGCUGAUAUUUCAGAUAAAGAGCAAAUAGCUGUGGUUUUUCAUUUCGUUGAUAAAUUUGGGCUCGUAAAAGAAAGAUUUGUUGGUCUUAGUCAUGUGAAAGAGACAUCUUCUUCAACUCUGAAGGAUGCUAUUGAUGAUUUGUUUUCGAAACAUGGAUUGAGUUUGAAAAAGGUGAGAGGACAAGGUUAUGAUGGGGCCAGCAAUAUGAAAGGAGAAUUCAAUGGUUUAAGAUCUUUGAUUUUGAGAGAAAGUGGAUCUGCAUAUUAUGUUCACUGUUUUGCUCAUCAACUUCAGCUGGUUGUUGUGGCUGUUGCAAAGAAGCAUUUUGAAGUUGGAGAAUUUUUCGAUAUGGUUCAUGUUCUGUUGAAUGUGGUUGGGGCUUCUUGUAAAAGAAAAGUUAUGCUCACUGAAAGUAAUCGCAAGAGAAUGGAAGAAGAGAUUAGUAAGGGUAAAAUGAAGACUGGAACUGGGCUGAAUCAAGACCUUUCUCUUAAAAGACCUGGAUAUACUCGUUGGGGUUCACAUUACAAGACUUUAUUACGGCUUGUUGUGAUGUUUCCAUGUAUUAUUGAAGUUCUUGAACAUAUUCAGAUAGAAGGCGCAGAUGGCACCAAAAGACAACAAGCAUAUGGUCUCCUCAAAUAUUUUCAGACAUUUGGUUUUGUCUUUCAUCUACACUUGAUGCUUGUUGUUUUGGGACUCACUAAUAAUUUGUCAAAGGCUCUACAGAAAAGAGAUCAAGAGAUCUUGAAUGCAGUUUCAUUGGUUGAAUCUACUAAGCGACAAUUACAGAAGCUUAGAGAUGAAGGAUGGGAUGAUUUUGUGGCUGAAGUUUAUUCUUUUAGUGAGAAGAAUAAUAUUGAAGUGCCUAGUAUGGAGGAAAACUUUGUUGACUCAAGAAAACCAAGGAGUAAAACUGGCAUCACAAACUUGCAUCAUUAUAAGGUGGAGUGUUUUUACACUGUUCUAGAUUUGCAGCUUCAAGAGUUCAAUGAUCGAUUUGAUGAGGUGAAUUCUGAACUACUAAUCUGUAUGGCAUCCUUAAGUCCGAUAGAUUCUUUUGUUCAGUUUGACAAGUCACUGUUGGUGAGACUAGCUGAGCUUUAUCCAGAUGAUUUUAGUUGUGUGGAGCGAAGAUCUCUUGAGCAACAGUUUGACAUCUACCUUGAUAAUGUGAAAAAAGAUGAAAGAUUUUCUAAUCUAGAGAGUAUUGGUGAUCUUGCUCGUGUAUUGGUGGAGACAAGGAAACAUCUUUCUCAUCCUUUGGUUUAUCGUCUUUUGAAGCUAUGUUUGAUUCUUCCUGUUGCAACUGCAAGUGUUGAAAGGUGCUUCUCCGCUAUGAACAUUGUGAAGACGGCUUCGCGUAACAGUAUUGGUGAUGAAUUUUUAAGUGAUUGUCUAGUUUGUUUCAUUGAAAAGCAUAUUCUUGAUACAGUGGCAAACGAAACAAUCAUAAAAAGCUUUCAAAAUAUGAGUGAGCGUAGAGUACAUCUUUGAAAUUCAAUGUACAGUGAUAUUUUUAUUAUUCAAUAGUUUAUGUACUUUAAGCAAAGUUAUAUCAUGACUCCCGUCAACAUUUUCUCUGACUCCGCCACUGUUCAUAGUACCACUUUUCAUGUUUACCCUAAUCAUUUUUACCCUCUCUUUUUAUGAAAGGUAAAAAACAGUUAUAUCUCUAGGGUUAACUAAUAUAGACUUAGGGUUUAGAGUUGAAGGAUGAGGUAAAAUUCUUGGAAUGUGAAAUUUAAGAUUCUAAUAAAUAUAUAAAUAAAUACUGAAACAAAUAUAAAAAAUAAUUUAAAAAUAGUUUCAAACAUUAUUUUUUAUUUUAAAAAAUAAAUUUUGAAAAUCAUAUAUUUUGAAAGAAAAAGAAAAAAAAAGAAAAUUAUAAAAAAUUUGAAUUUGAAAAAGUAUCAUUCAAAAAUAUAAAAAAAUUAUUAUUAUUAUUUUUUAUUUAUUAUAUAUAGAGCACAAGUGUAUAAGAGCAUUUUGCCACUUAAUGAAGAAUGUAUUUUUGAAAAUGUCAUUUUAGUGGUGGUAAAAGUGAAUAACAAUACCAUGAAAAUGGUAAACAUGAAAUUCUCCCCAAAAAUAUAUAUGAUUAUAAGUAAAGAUUUAGUCCAACGGAUUUUGCUAAUCAUCCACUUCUGUAUUGAAGCUCAUCAUCAAACAGUUUUUUUUUCAACGGGAACAAAAAAUAAAUGUUUGUAUAAUCCUUUUUGAGUUUUUGUUUCGGUUUUGUCGGAUCCGCAUACACAAAUUAUAUAUUUUUUCUAAUCAUAUAAAAAAAAUUAAUUGACUUUUAAAACCCGAGAAUAUCUUUUAACAAAAUACAAUUUACAAAAUAAUUUUUUUUUAAUUUAUAUUUUAGUGUAUUUGAAUAUUUAUAUAAAAAAUUAUACUAUUUUGUUAAGUAUGAAAUUUUAUAGGAUGUUUUUUAAUUUUUUUUUUAGUUAUUUCAACUCUUUUCGUUAUUAAUUUUAAUUAAAAUAUAUUUAAUUUAUUUGAUUACCUGAAUAAAAUAUUUUGAUAAAUGUUUACCAUAAAAUUUAUUUGAUGUCGAUUUAUUGCAUUUUAUUUAUAUACAUUAUUUAAUUUAAUAAGAAAAUAUAUUUAAACUUAAAUAACUGUAAUUUAAAGAAAAAUAAAUAAAAUAAGUUUUAAUUUAAUUGAUUUGAAAUUAAAUUUUAUCUUGUAGUAUGCAAACCUACAAAGAUAUGUUAUAAUUAUCUUGGUUUAUCAGAAAUUAUCAAAUAAUUUGAAAGGAAAUAGAUAAAAGGUUAUUGAAAAAAUGAUACUUAAUAUUUUUAUAUUGUUUGGAUACAAGAUUAAUUAUUAUUUUGUUAGGAAACAUAGAUAUAUAGUAGUAUGAUAUUAUUUGCAUAAUUAAUUUAUAAUAAAUAUUGUUUGGAUACAAGAUUAAUUAUUAUGUUUUCAGGAAAUAGAUAGUAGUGUGAUAUUGUUUGCAUAAUUAAUUUAUAAUAAAUGAUUUUUGGAUACAAUAUUAAUUAUUAUGUUGUUAGGAAACACAGAUAGUAGUAUAAUAGGGUACAAUUUUGUAUUUAAAAUCAAAUUUCAAAUUUAGGUCCAAACAAAUAUUUUUGUUUUAAUAAUGGAAACUUAAACCAACUAUAUGUACAAUAAAUAGUUGUGUAGACAUCCUUGUAUACAUUUCAACACAUCAUUUUGAGGAUGUAGUUAGAGUACUAUAGUUAUUCGUAAAAACAUAAAUCAAUUCAUGCUUUAAUUUUUUUUUUUAAUUUAUAUAUUAAUCACUAAAUUUUAUUAUAUUCAUAUUUUCUAAACUAUACCUAUUUUUAUUAUUUUUAGGGGAAGGGCUGAAACCUAACAAAUUUAUAUCCGUAAAUAAAUUUUUAGCACGGACAUUUUACUGGAUCCAAAAUCCGAACCUACUCUAUUAAAAAAAAAAGCAAAAUUGAAUU
Brassica rapa (field mustard) is the source of this 6215-nucleotide messenger RNA. Its product is annotated as zinc finger MYM-type protein 1. Gene Ontology annotation, molecular function: protein dimerization activity. NCBI's taxonomy places the organism in Eukaryota, Viridiplantae, Streptophyta, Magnoliopsida, Brassicales, Brassicaceae. The record is from RefSeq and is a predicted model, not a curated record.